CCGGCUCCUCCUCCUUCCGGAGGCUGGGAGGCCGACUCCCUCCGCUGGCCGAGCUUCCCGGCCCCCUGGCGUACCCCCUCGGCCCGGCGGCGGACCCAGGGCGCUGCCAUCGCGCCCGGGACUCCCCGCGGGCGUGGGAAAGGGAAGGACGCGAGGCCGUGCCCCGGGCCUGAGAGCCCGGGCUGAGGGCAGGAGGGAAGCGGGGGCCCGGGGGGCGCGCAGCCACCCGCGCAGCUGCUUCCCGGGCUCAGGCUGCGUUCGCAGCGGGCCUGCCUGAAAGGCCGCGCGAGGCCGACCCGCCCGUGAUGCCGGCCCUCCCUCCGGCCCCUCCGAGGAGCCCGGGCCCCCGCGCCCGCCAAGUGCGCUCUCGGCCUCACGCUCCCAAGGAACUGACCGGACGGGCCUCGCCACCGCAUACUUUUCCGUUAGAGAAGCCGCCACUCCACAUCCCAGAAUUAGGAAGGAGAAACAAAGUCGGUGUUCACCGGGAUAAUUACGAGAAAGUCCGGGUUUUAAGAAAUGAGUGAUAAAAUGGUGACGUAAAGACAGGAGAAACUCGCACUGAAGAUGUUGGGGGUUCUUUUCAGACGCUUCCCCUUAAGUACUGUGUGGACGGCAAGGGGGUCGGCUCAGCCCUGAAACCGAGCGGCCACGAGAGCUCGUAAAGGCCGCGUAAAGUAGCGGGAGCCCGUGAAGAGGUGCUGGGAGGCGUCCGUGUCAGAGCACACAGCCCUACGCUUAAAGCCUCCGGCCGUUGGAGCAGCGCAACCGGACGGAUUUCCUCUCGGAACGCGGUUUCCGCGAGCGCUGGUUUCCUGUCGGAGCCGGCCCGGCGGCCGCCUCCCCUCCUGCGCAGGCGCAGUGCUUCCUCAGGGCAUGGAAGUGGUGGGUCUGCUGCUGUGUUUGGCGGCGGUGGUCCUGGCAUGGGGCUUCCUCUGGGUUUGGGACUCCUGGGAGCGAAUGAAGAGUCCGGAGCAGCCUGGCCUGCCGGGAGCCGGAAGCCGGACUCUGUUGGUGACCGCGCACCCCGACGAUGAAGCCAUGUUCUUUGCUCCCACCGUUCUAGGCUUGGCCCGCCUGCGGCACCAGGUGUCCCUGCUCUGCUUCUCCUCAGGAAAUUACUACAAUCAAGGGGAGAUUCGUAAGAAGGAACUUCUGCAGAGCUGUGAUGUUUUGGGGAUUCCACCCUCCAACGUAAUGAUUAUUGACAACAGGGAUUUCCCAGAUGACCCCGGCGUGCGGUGGGACACCGAGCGGGUGGCCGACGUCCUCCUCCGGCACGUGGAAGCCAGCCGCAUCAACCUGGUGGUGACCUUCGACGCGGGGGGUGUGAGCGGCCACAGCAACCACGCCGCUCUGUAUGCUGCUGCCAGGACCCUGCACGCAGAAGGGAAGUUACCUAAAGGGUGCUUGGUGCUCACGCUCCAGUCUGUGAACCUGCUGCGCAAGUACCUCUCACUGCUGGACCUGCCCUGCUCCCUGCUGCUCGCCCGCGACGCCCUCUUCGUGCUCAGCCGCCGAGAGGUGGCCCAGGCCCAGAAAGCCAUGUCCUGCCACCGCAGCCAGCUGCUCUGGUUCCGCCACCUCUACGUGCUCUUCUCCCGCUACAUGAGAAUCAACUCCCUGCACUUCCUCUGAGCCGGGCAGGGCUCUCAGACCCAAGGAACAGAGAGAAAAACGGCCGGGAGCCCGGGGUGUGUCUGGAGCGACUCAUCUCCCGGAGCCAAGGAGAUCCCAGCGUAAGGCUGCGUCCCGGGCCCGUCUCCUCCAAGCUGCUCGGCCUCUAAGCAAAGGGAGGCCCCGCAGGCCAAUGGGCUGUCCAGACUUGAGCUUCUUCCUCUGGGGAACAAAGCCACAACCACCGGAACACACACCACCCGAGGUCAAUAGCCACCCCGCGAGCUUCUCAAGCUCUUGUGUAAGACAAUUUACAUAACGGCACGAUGUAUGUCAGCCCCCUAACACAGACACGCAAUUGUCAUAAAUGAAUGUAAAGUGCCCUGAAAUCCCUUCUUAAAUGCACUGUAUUUUUACCUUGUUUCCAAAGCGGGCUCAUCAGACAUAAACACACACAAAAGAAUGGUCUAUACUGAAUUAGUUCAACCAUAAUUCCUUGGAUUUAUCUUUGUGGCCUACCUAUCAGAUUUGAAUCUAGGGAAGACAUGUCCUUUUAACGGCAUACCAUCAAAUAUCUCACUAUCAGUCUUUCGGGAGAAGCAGGAAAUAGGAAGAGAGAUCUGGAGCUUAACACUCAAGAACCUAUGUCCUAAAAUGGUGCUACAAACAGAAGGGCAGCAAGGGGUCUGGCUUGGAAGCUAUUCCGAGUCCAGCUGGUGGUCCAGGAAGUGGCCCAAAGAGGGGAAGCUCCAAUUCAGAAAGAGAGAAGACAAACGUGCCGUUACUGGGAACAGAAUGGAUAGGACAGCCACAAAAAUGGAAGAGACUGAGAAAACUAUAGGAGAUGCUAUGCACAGACCAGGGCAACAAAACUGAAAAUCGAAAGGAAAUGGACGGCUUCCGAGUACAUGCUGGACCACCGCCAGACCCUACCGUAAUGUCACAGAUAGGGUCCGAACACUUCAAUCCCAUAAAAUGCAGGGUUGCAUCACUGCAAGAUGAAUGACAACCAGUUUUUUUAAUUUUCCAAGGACUCAGCAUCAAGCUUGUGCACCCAAGACCUGAAGGAGGUCAGCGUUCCUGGGCAGGUGGCUGUCCUGCUUUCUUGGCCGAUUCUAGGAGUGAGGGAGGGACGCCUGUGCAGCAAGAUGCUCGGGACCACACGCAUGGCAGCGGUGGGGAGCGGGAGAGGAGCCAGGCUCUGCGAGGGGCUGAGGCUGGCGUGGCGGCUGUCUCCGCCCACUGGAGAGCUGCGCACUGCUCCUUCUGUUGAGCCCUUGCAAAGCAAAAAUCGCUCUCCUUAAACUGAGAGAGUCCCAUCUGGGGGUCGCCUCCAAACCCCUUUCCACGCCCACCCCCCCCCCAGUACAGCUUUGGCCACCCACAUUUGAGAAUAGGAACUAGGGAACAAGAACUGGAUUAUAUCCAAUGAUGGGCACCUUAUUAAUGGGACUUUACAUGACUACAAUUGACUUAAAAAGUGAAAGGGAACAGACCCAAUAACCACAGAAGAAAUUAGAAAGAAACUGACAAAUUGAUCCUAAAACAAUAUGGAAUUGCAAGACUCAGAAGCCAAAACAAUCUUAAAAAAAGAACAAAGUUGUAAGACUCACAUGUCCCAAUUUUAAAAACUACUACAAAGACCUAAAUGUAAGAGCUAAAACUAUACAACUCUUAGAAGAAAACACAAAUGUUAAUCUUUGUGACCUUGGAUUAGGCAACAGUUUCUUAAAUAUGAUACCAACAGCACAAGCAACAAAAGAAAAAAUAGAAACCUUUGUACAUCAAAGGACACUAUCACGAAAGUGAAAUGGAGGCUUCCCUGGUGGCACAGUGGUUAAGAGUCCGUCUGCUAAUGCAGGGGACACGGGUUCGAGCCCUGGUCCGGGAAGAUCCCACGUGCCGCAGAGCAACUAAGCCCGUGCACCACAACUACUGAGCCAGGGCUCUAGAGAGCCUGCGAGCCACAACUACUGAGCCUGCGCGCCUAGAGCCUGUGCUCCACAACAAGAGAAGACACCGCAGUGAGAAGCCUGCUCACAGCAACGAAGAGUCGCCUCUGCUCGCUGCAACUAGAGAAAGCCCACGCACAGCAAUGAAGACCCAACGCAGCCAAAAAUAAAUAAAUAAAAUAAAUAAAUUUAUUUUUUAAAAAAAGUGAAAUGGGAAAAAGUAUUGGCAAAUCAAAUAUCUGAUAAGGACCUAGUAUCCAGAAUAUAUAAACAACAACAAAAAGACAACCUAAUUAAAAGAUGGGCAAAAGACCUGAAUAUACAUUUAUCCAAGAUUUUCAAAUGGCCAACGAGCACAAGAACAUCAUUAGUGAUUAGGAAAGGCCUAUCAAAACCACAAUGAGGGGACUUCCCUGUUGGUCCAGUGGUAGAGAAUCCGCCUUCUAAUGCAGGGGACACGGGUUUGAUCCCUGGUUGGGGAACUAAGAUCCCACAUGUGGCGGGGCAACUAAGCCCGCGUGCCGCAACUAGAGAAGAGAAAAGCCGCAUGCCACAAAUAGAAGCCCGUGCCACAACGAAAGAUCCCGCGAGCCACAACUGAGACCCGGCACAGCCAAAAAAACAAAAACAAAACAAAACAAAAAAAUUCAAUGAGAUACUACUUCACACCCAGUGGAAAGGCAGUGAUUAAAACAAACUAACACAGACAACAACAAGUGUUGGUGAGCAUAUGGAGAAAUUGGAACCCUCGAACAUUACUGGUGGGAAUGUAAAACGGUGCAGCUGCUGUGGAGAACAGUUUCGCUCUUCCUCAGUAACUUAAAGAUUUACCAUCAGACCCAGCAAUUCCAAUCCUAGGUAUACACCCAAGAAAACUGAAUACAUGUCCGUACAAAAACUUGUGCGCAAGUGUUCAUAGCAGCAUUAUUCAUAACAGCCAAAAAGUGGAAACAACCUAAAUGUCCAUCAACUGAUGAAAAGAUAAAUAUGGCAUUUUGUGUAUUAUUCAGCCAUAAAAAGAAAUGAAGUGUAGACACAUGCUAUAGCGAGGAUGAACUUUGAAAAACAUUACGCUAAGUAAGAUAAGCUAGGCACAAAAGGCCACCUACUGUAUGAAUCCAUUUAUAUAAAAUGUCCACAACAGGCAAAUCCACAGAGACAGAAAGUAGAUUGGUGUUUUCCAGGGGUUGGGGGCGGGGAAAAGGAGUGACUGCUGAGGAGUUGUGGGGAUUCUUUUGGGGAUGUGCAGUGUUCUGUAUUUGGCAGUGGUAAAGGCUGGACAACCUUGUGAAUAUAUAAAAAUCGCUGAAUUCUACGCAUUAAAAGGGUAAAUUUUAUGGUGCAUGAAUUAUAUCUCAAUUUGAGAAACAA
Molecule: messenger RNA, 4940 nt
Organism: Balaenoptera ricei (Rice's whale)
Lineage: Eukaryota; Metazoa; Chordata; Mammalia; Artiodactyla; Balaenopteridae
Gene: PIGL
Product: phosphatidylinositol glycan anchor biosynthesis class L
Exons: 8
Coding region: 877-1638 (253 amino acids)
Biological process (GO): GPI anchor biosynthetic process
Cellular component (GO): endoplasmic reticulum
Molecular function (GO): N-acetylglucosaminylphosphatidylinositol deacetylase activity
Source: RefSeq, a predicted model, not a curated record